Molecule: messenger RNA, 1769 nt
Organism: Amphimedon queenslandica
Lineage: Eukaryota; Metazoa; Porifera; Demospongiae; Haplosclerida; Niphatidae
Product: matrilin-2-like
Exons: 11
Molecular function (GO): calcium ion binding
Source: RefSeq, a predicted model, not a curated record
GGAACAGCCUAUUGAUAAUAAUUCUGAUGUGGCAUAUAUUAUAACAAUCAUUAUUAUAGCUAUAACUUUUACUUUGCUGGUGAUUAUUUUGAUAUCUGUUCUUGUGAUCAUCAAACGUAAAAAGACAAACCAAUCAAAAUUUGACUGGUUUGUCUUAAAAGCAGAUAUCUUUGAUGGAGUCAACAAAGAUAAUCCAUUAUUACUUCUCAGGAGAUGAAUAAAGGUGCCUCGCCUUAUACUAUCAGGAGAUAAAGAGAAAACAACUCUUCUUGUGUUCCUGACAAUGAAGCUAUUGACUUUGUUUAGUGUUGUGUUGCUACUGAUUACUCUAUCUGAUUUGGUUAUAUCUGAUAGCUGUGAUGGCUGCUGUGGUGAUAGUGAUGGUGAUGGACAAGGCAUUUUUAGCUAGUUGUAUAAGCUGCAUGGGUGAGACUAUCACUUGCAUAGAUAUUGAUGAGUGUGCAUAUGAAAAUGGAGGAUGUGAACACAACUGCACUAAUACAAAUAGUUCUUACUAUUGUUCAUGUUUCACUGGAUACAGGCUGUACAAGAAAAAGUUUUGUUCAGAUAUUGAUGAAUGCAGUGAAGGUAUAUCAGGUUGUAAUCAGUUAUGUUCUAAUACUCUUGGAAGCUACACUUGCAGUUGUCACAAUGGAUAUGAACUGGAAAUGGAUAAUCAUACCUGUAUUGAUAUUGAUGAAUGUCUUACCAAUAAUGGAGGAUGUGAUCAUACUUGUGUGAAUACUAAUGGUAGCUACUAUUGCCAGUGUAACUACAGUUAUGUGUUAAAUCAUAACAGACAUCAGUGUGAUGAUGUCAAUGAAUGUGCUAAUGGUAACAAUGCAUGUAACCAGAAAUGUAUCAAUACUAUUGGAUCAUACUACUGUGACUGUUACACUGGAUAUCAUCUUAUAAGCAAUCAAAGAUACUGCAUAGACACUAAUGAGUGCUCAACAAAUAAUGGUGGCUGUCAGCAGCGCUGCUAUAACACUGAUGGGAGCUAUUAUUGCUCUUGUUGGUCGGGAUACUAUUGGAAUGCUACAACGAACAGAUGUGAAGAUAAGGAUGAAUGCUCUCCAAAUUGGAGCAAUAGGUGUGAGCAAAAUUGUCACAACAGGAAUGGAUGGUACUAUUGUAGUUGCAGACCUGGAUACAGGUUACGCUACAGCUACUAUUGCUACAACAUUGAUGAGUGUCAAAAUAACAAUGGCGGGUGUGAACAACGUUGUAUAGAUAAUACUGGAUCUUAUUACUGUGAUUGCAAUGUAACUGGCUAUGCUCUUGAUGGAGAUAAUCAUGGAUGCUCACGAAAUUGUAGCACUGAUCCUCUGGUCUGCCAGCAAGUUUGUCAUAGUCAAAAUGACCUCUUAAAUUGUUCAUGUUAUCCUGGCUACAGAUUAACUGAUGAUGGAAGAACUUGUGAAAAGAUAUAUCUAUGUUCAGAAAAUGCAACAAACUGUAAUCAAAUUUGUACUAAUACAAAUAAUAGUUUUAUUUGUUCGUGUAAUGAUGGCUAUGAGCUAUCAAGUGACAAUGCUACAUGUCAGGAUAUUAAUGAGUGUAUUAACAGUGACUGUGAACAUAACUGUACCAAUACUGAUGGAAGUUACACUUGUUCAUGUUAUAGUGGCUACUCAUUAGAUAGUGAUGGGAGAAGCUGUUCAGACAUUAAUGAGUGCCUUAAUGAAAAUGGAGGUUGUCAACAAAAAUGCACUAAUCAAAAUGGUUCUUUUGAAUGUUCAUGCAAUAAUGGCUAUGCAUUAGAAAAC